AUGCCCACCCCCAACCCACGGGACUGGCAGUCUCCAGUGUGCACAGAGAACCGCUGUGCUGAUUUGCAUUUCCACCUGGUUUGGACCCUGCCCAGUGUGCAGCUGCAGUCAGGGAACAUGGGCUUGAGGGGAAGAGGUGGCCCAACAGCAUGUGCUGGGAAAACAGGGCAAGCGAACUCCGGGAGAGAGGAAGCUCAAGACGGGUCGUGGGUAGUGGAAGAUUCUUCAACCAAUCAUGCCACCAAUACAGAUGUUUCUCUGUCUUCAUAUGAUGAAGAUGAGGGAUCUACACUUAUCCAAAAAGCAAGAGAGGCACCAUCUGUCCCAAUUGGGAUGACAGGUUUUGCAGCAAUUGCUGCAUAUGGAUUAUAUAAACUGAAGAGCAGGGGAAAUACUAAAAUGUCCGUUCACCUGAUUCACAUGCACGUGGCAGCCCAAGGCUUUGCUGUGGGAGCAGUGACUCUUGGUAUGGGCUAUUCCUUGUAUCGGGAAUACUGGGUAAAACCUAAACCUUAGAAGAAGAGGUGCUGUCGUGCUAUCUUGGUGUUGAUGGUAUUUGCUUUAGUUAAACACCUCAAAUAAAGGUUACACAUACAUGCUGAAAAUAAAUCAUCUGAGUAGGUUUAGAUAACAUGGUAUUUUGAAUAUUGGCUUCCUUUCUUUCAGGCUUGAUUUGCCUAGUGACCAAAUUAUUGGUGACAAGUUCACUAACUAGGUCACACAGGGAAGUCAAGUUAGCACAAAAGAAACAUGUCAUCCAGAUUCUCUUGAUAAUGGUAAAAUGUCCACGUUCUUAAACUCUCAUGAUGAAAUUAGUGCUACAAAGGACAGCAGGCCAAUCCUGAAGUAUUUCGAGUUGCUGCAAAAUAUCACAUUGGUUGUUAUGUGCUAUUUACCCCAAUUAAUUUUUUUCUGCCCACCUUCUAAACUUGUCUAGUGUUUUGGUUUCUAGGGCUGGUUUACUCUUAAAGAACUCAGAAAAGUGCAUGGAAUAUAACAUUAUAAUGCCUCCCACAACUGAAAAUGUGUGUGUGUGUGUAUGUGUUUAAGCUAAACCUAAAAACCUGGUAACAGAGCUGCUUACAAGUAGUAUUUGUUGUAGAAUCAUACUUAUAAAUAAACAUGAGGAUAACUUAA
Messenger RNA from Choloepus didactylus (southern two-toed sloth), 1137 nucleotides. RefSeq names its product HIG1 domain family member 1A, mitochondrial-like. NCBI's taxonomy places the organism in Eukaryota, Metazoa, Chordata, Mammalia, Pilosa, Megalonychidae. Gene Ontology annotation, cellular component: mitochondrion. The coding region runs from base 1 to 516 and encodes 171 amino acids. The record is from RefSeq and is a predicted model, not a curated record. Gene Ontology annotation, biological process: mitochondrial respirasome assembly; negative regulation of apoptotic process. The transcript is spliced from 2 exons.